Colossoma macropomum (tambaqui) is the source of this 5922-nucleotide messenger RNA. It is a transcript of the gene prkd3, whose product is annotated as protein kinase D3. The record is from RefSeq and is a predicted model, not a curated record. The coding region runs from base 717 to 3419 and encodes 900 amino acids. The transcript is spliced from 19 exons. NCBI's taxonomy places the organism in Eukaryota, Metazoa, Chordata, Actinopteri, Characiformes, Serrasalmidae. Gene Ontology annotation, molecular function: ATP binding; protein serine/threonine kinase activity. Gene Ontology annotation, biological process: protein phosphorylation.
ACUGCGUACAGGAUAGGCAUGCGCGGGCUGCAAGGGCAGGAAAAAAGUCUGAAACCCAUCGCAUUUAUGGGGCUGUAGUUGGGCCGUUUCGGGCUCAGGAGCCUCGUUUGCUUUCCCCGAACUCAGAGUAUUUCUUCUUCUUUCUGCGGAGAUGGAGGGAGUCGCUACAGCUGGGAGGAGAACAAGAUGCGCAUGAAGUAGCUCGUCGCCACCUGGAGUAAGCCGAAGAAAAGUUUUCAAAAACUGUUCAAGUUAGGGAUCAGCUAUCGGAAACAGAGCUUCAAUAGCAGGAAUGGCACCUGAAGACCUAAACCAGCUCUAGGAUGACCGUCGCUCUGUCAAGGCUCAAGCUGGGGUCCUGAUUGCUCAGCUGAGACGUGAACAUGAACGGAGCUCUCAUCGAUCCAGUAUGUACACCAUAGAGCACCAGAGGCACUGAGGUGUGCAGCAAGAGCAUCAGAAUAUGCUAUCUCGAUCUUCACGCUAUAUGUAUAGCCUCGGAAAUAGCAAAAACAAAGGUGAGAAGAAUUUUGUAACCUAUGCUAUGGACAGCGCAGGCCUGCAGCAGUUCAGGCACUGUUGACCUGCUCUAUUAGGAUCAGAUGUCCACAUAAAACACCUGCUGACUCAGAGGCUCGGUGGUAUUGAGCCACAGAUUUCAAGCUUGUCACCUCCAGUUUUACACAGCAGUCAUCUCAGCCGUAGGAGGAAAGCCAAUGUCUGCCUGCAGCAGCACGACUCCUCCGACGCCCUUACCUAAAGCCUACCUCCACUCUCAGCACCCACCAACGCCACCCACUCCGUCCCCAUCCCCCAGCCCCCCAGUGGCCCUCUACCACCGCCUGUCCAAUGGCAGCCACAGCGCUCCCAGCCCCACGCUCUCUAGAGGAUCUCUCCAUGGAGUGUCCUUCCUAUUGCAGAUCGGACUCACCAGAGAGACGGUCAACCUGGAGGCGCAUGACCUGUCACUCAACGCUGUCAAAGACCUGGUCUGCUCCAUCAUCGACCAAAAGUUCCCAGAAUGUGGAUUCUUUGGCAUGUACGACAAGAUCCUGCUCUUCCGCCAUGAUCUUAACUCUGACAAUAUUCUGCAGCGACUCACAUCAGCCGAAGACAUCCAUGAGGGGGAUCUGAUUGAGGUGGUCCUCUCAGCUCAGGCUACAGUGGAAGACUUCCAGAUCCGGCCUCAUGCUCUCUAUGUGCACUCAUACAAGGCCCCCACCUUCUGUGACUACUGUGGGGAGAUGCUGUGGGGCCUCGUCCGUCAGGGCCUCAAAUGUGAAGGUUGUGGGUUGAAUUAUCACAAGCGAUGUGCCUUUAAGAUCCCUAACAACUGUAGCGGUGUGAGAAAGAGGCGGCUGUCCAAUGUGUCUCUGCCGGGCCCCUCGCUGUCAGUACCUCGACCACUGCCAGCAGAGCACUCUGUGGUAAACCUAGAUGAGCAGCAGCGCUCUCAUCAGGAAGCGGGGAAACGGAUCCCGUCCUGGAGCGGCCGGCCCAUCUGGAUGGAGAAGAUGGUGCUGGGGAGGGUCAAAGUGCCCCACACCUUCGUCAUCCACACCUACACGCGGCCCACCAUCUGCCAGUACUGCAAACGGCUGCUCAAAGGCCUGUUCCGCCAAGGCAUGCAGUGCAAGGACUGUAAAUUCAACUGCCACAAGCGAUGUGCAUCUAAGGUACCGAAAGACUGUCUUGGGGAGGUUGUUUUCAAUGGAGAGCCGGCUAGUCCAGGUCCGGAUUCAGAUACCACUAUGGAGGUGGACAGCAGUGAUGUGAACAGUGACAGCAGUAGAGUCCUGGAUGACUCUGAGGAGCCCACUACUCCUGAUGACAAGAUCUUCCAAGGAUAUCCCUUCGCAGACCAGGAGAGUAAUGAGGAAGCUGUGAAGACUCCUCAGAUCAGUCCGUCCACUAGCACUAAUAUUCCACUGAUGCGUGUGGUCCAGUCCAUCAAACAUACCAAGAGAAGAAGCUCCACUGUGGUUAAAGAGGGCUGGAUGGUGCACUACACCAGUCGAGACAACCUGAGAAAGAGACACUACUGGAGACUGGACAGUAAAAGCCUGACUCUGUUUCAGAAUGACUCAGGAGCUAAGUUCUACAAGGAGAUUCCUUUGUCAGAGAUCUUGCAGGUGGAGGCAGCGCAGGACUUUGGCAGCCUGGCGCUGGGGAGCAAUCCACACUGCUUUGAGAUCAUCACUGCAACUAUGGUUUACUAUGUGGGGGAGAACAUGGGUGGGCCCCACCUUCACAUUCACAACCCCAUGCUGGCUGCCUCUGGGGUGGGCCUGGAGGUGGCCCAGGGCUGGGAGAAGGCCAUCCGCCAAGCCCUCAUGCCUGUUCCAGUCACACCUCAGCCCAGUGUGGGCUCUGCUGCUGGUCAGGGCAAGGACCACAAGGAACUGUCCAUCAGCAUUUCUGUAUCCAACAGUCAAAUCCAGGAGAAUGUGGAUAUCAGCUCUGUUUACCAGAUCUUUGCUGAUGAGGUGUUGGGAUCGGGCCAGUUUGGAAUUGUAUAUGGAGGGAAGCACAGAAAGACGGGCAGAGAUGUGGCGAUAAAGGUGAUUGACAAAAUGAGGUUCCCCACCAAACAGGAGAGCCAGCUGAGGAAUGAAGUAGCUAUAUUACAGAACUUGCAUCAUCCUGGCAUAGUCAACCUGGAGUGCAUGUUUGAGACCCCGGAGCGAGUGUUUGUUGUCAUGGAGAAGCUCCACGGAGACAUGCUGGAGAUGAUUCUGUCCAGCGAGAAGAGCCGGCUCCCUGAGCGCAUUACCAAGUUCCUGGUCACACAGAUACUGGUGGCUUUGAGACAUCUCCAUUUCAAGAAUAUUGUUCACUGUGAUCUAAAGCCAGAGAAUGUGCUCCUGGCCUCUGCAGAACCCUUUCCUCAGGUGAAAUUGUGUGACUUUGGUUUUGCUCGUAUAAUCGGCGAGAAGUCCUUCCGGCGCUCUGUGGUGGGAACCCCAGCGUACCUGGCCCCAGAGGUCCUGCGCAGUAAAGGCUACAACCGUUCACUGGACAUGUGGUCAGUAGGGGUCAUCAUCUAUGUUAGCCUGAGCGGCACCUUCCCCUUUAAUGAGGACGAGGAUAUUAAUGACCAGAUCCAGAACGCUGCCUUCAUGUAUCCACCAAUGCCAUGGAAGGAAAUAUCCACAGAAGCAACAGAUCUUAUCAACAAUCUUCUUCAAGUGAAGAUGAGGAAGCGGUACAGUGUGGACAAGUCCCUCAGUCAUCCAUGGCUACAGGACUACCAGACGUGGCUGGACCUUCGUGAGUUUGAGACGCGGCGAGGGGAGCGCUACAUCACCCACGAGAGCGAUGAUGCGCGCUGGGAGGAAUACGCUGACGAGCACAGUCUCAUCUACCCGAAACACUUCAUCAUGGCUCCAAACUUAGACGACAUGGAUGAAGACCCCUAGUCACCUUAUGGACCUUAUCACGUACUGAAGGACAGUGUCAAACUCUCAGUAGGAGGCGCUAGCCCCUUAAAGAACUGUAGCUAAAGAGGUCAGAACACAGCACUCUGGGGUCAGUCAAUGGGGCAAGUGUUACAAAACCAAGCAGGAUUAUGCACCUGCAACAUAUCAGGAGCAGCAGCAGUAGUGGCAGCAGUGUUAAAGCCCUGUUAUUCUGGGUCUUGGAUGCAGUCAAGGCCGUUUAUGAUGAUGAAGGGUUUUUGUUUUUUUAGGUCAAUCCUAUUUGGCAUAGAAACCCUAAACAGCAGUAUUUCAUGGGUCUGCAUUCUGCUCUCCAGCACUGACUACCCUACAUCUAAAGGUGCAGGUCUGUUUGUCUUAUUUACAGAUCAAGUGUUCUCUCUUCAAUUUUAUAAUAAUGCUCUUAAUUUGAAAAAAAAAAAAACAGUAGGGGAUGUUACAGAUGUGGGAGAGAAGGGUAAGGGUCUUUUAUGAAUUUUUACUUAUCUGCAGGCUAAGUUCGCAUAGCCUCAUGUUUUGUAAUCAAACUGGAAGAUGCAUUUUUCUAAGCUGGCUGCAAAGGAUAAGAUUGUACACUAAAAAACAAUAGAAAACUAAAUGUUGGUCAAAAACAAUUAAUGCAGUCAAGAACUAUAAGAAAAUCUACAGUUCUCUCGUAUAACAGUCCACUUCAGAAAAUGAGAAGUAGAUAGAGCCUUUCAUAUGCAGUGCCUUACGACGGUGUUCAGCCCUAUUAAAAUGUAUCAAUAUUUUGUGGGAUACACUGUAUGUCCACUCAAGUAUCUGGACUCACGUUCUAAUUUGUGAAUUCAGCUACUAUUAGGUGCACCCACUGCCAACAUAGACAUUUAAUUGUGCACAUACAGCUUGUAUAAUCUCCAUAGAAAAACUCUGCUAAGAGAAUGAGAUGAGAUUGAGCCACAUGAGUCUUAGGUCACCAUGUCCAGGUGUCGGCUAGAGGGGUAUAAAGAGGUAUAAAGUAUGUGGGUGCAUGCUUCAAAGCCAUACUGUCAUAACUACGCUAAAUAUCAAGUUUAGUAAAACAUACGUUGCAGAAGUAUUCCGAAAAAUUCUUUUUUUCAGAGCAUACAGUACUGUGCAAAAGUCAGAGACCACGUUUUCAUUUAAUUUCCUGUGAAAACGGACAUAUAAGUACAAAUUUAGUGUACAUUAAGUACAUUUAGUGUGUCCAUCCUUUGCCUUAAUUACAGUUAGCGUUCCAUACAGAAGUGUGCAGGGAUAUUUUCCAGCCCUCCACAGUUCAGUUUUAGAAGUUGGUUGCAUUUCUGCUUCUCCUCAUCCAAAUAAUCCCAAACACAUUCAAUAAUGUUGCAGUUUGGGCUAUUUUUUAUUUAAUAUUUAUUUUUCUUUCUCAAUAACAGCUUCUUGGCAAUUAUACAUCCUUUCAGGCUCAUAUUGUUGAGUUUUCUUCUCACAGUGGAAGGAUGGACAGAAACACCUGAUCACAAUAAAAAUAUAAAAUAAAAUUGUAUCAUUUGCAAGACAAAAAAACUGUUGAUACAUUCCAAGAGGGCUGAAUAAUUUCGCAAGGCACUGAACAUAAUGCAGUUUAUACAACACCAGUCUUCAAAAAUGACCAAAAUGAACUGCAAAUAUGAGACACAAAUCAAAACCACACACCUGUCAUUUACGUCCCUUUUCAGUUAUAACGUAAUUUGGUCAUUUCAAUACAUGUCGUGGUUGUUGAAUGCUACCAAGCCAUCUCUUUUUCUCUGUCUGUAGGGAGGAUAUCUGUUGUGCACUACAGAUAAUCUGUGUUGGUUAUGCUAUGGACGGUCCUUUGAAAAGCACUACAGUCUGUUAACACAAUUUCAAGAUCGUCCCAUAAAAUCCCAUUUAAACACAUCAAAAUAUUUGCUAAUAACUGCUAUAAAACCUGGUUUAACAGUAUUAUGCUACUAUCCUUUCUUCUUCAUGUGGGCUGUAUGCUGAAUGUAACACAGUGGCAGAUUUUAAAAUCCAUUCCAGAACUGGAAUUUUAAAGAAGAGAACCAGAGAGAGGACUUCAGUUACAAAUACUGAACUAACUUUGAUAGAAGCUUGUUUUCAUUCAACAAGAAAUAGGUAUCACAAUAAGAUAUGGCAGUAUAAUGGACAGACUCAUCAUCGUUUGUUGUGCACUGUGAGACGGAAUGCAUGCAGUGAGGCAGACAGCUGAGAUUUGCCUAUUUAUGAGCUCUCUCUUUAUCCAAUACAGUCAGCAAAUCAGUACUCACUCUCUUAUGAAGGUUUACCAUAGCACAGAAUAAGGAGCCAUUUUGAACAGGCUCGUUUGCCUGUUUUAAAGUUUGCAUGAGAUGGAAGCUUUUCUGUCACUUUUUGUUCUUGUAAUCUGGGAGAGGAGGGCAUGUUUGCGCCUCCGUAUCCUUAUAACAGUUACUUUAUGUUGCCGCUGGAUUGGCAGGUGUGAGUGUUUUGUAUAUUUUAGUACAUAAACAAAUAAAUGCUCUACUUCAUGUCUCUA